Molecule: messenger RNA, 960 nt
Organism: Rotaria sp. Silwood1
Lineage: Eukaryota; Metazoa; Rotifera; Eurotatoria; Philodinida; Philodinidae
Source: the annotation of a GenBank genome assembly
AUGUCUGGUAAAGCACCAGCAACAAAUGGUAAUAAUGGUAUUGAUGCUCCAUUUUUAUUAAGUAAACAUAAAGUAAUGCAAUAUUUACAAAAUUCAGCAUGUUGUUCAACGAAUACAAAUAACAAUUCAUUAGUUGGUCAUCAGAAAACAUCUCCACAUACACAUGAUUUAUUCUAUGCAAAAGAUACAUCUAUUAACAAUAAUCAUAAUCAACGUCAAAAACGUAUGCAUUCUUGUUUAGAAAAUAGUUCGGGACCAUCUACUCUUGAUACCUUAUCACGAUUUAAUUUCAGCUAUGGUUCUAGUUUGUCCGAUCCCGGUGGACACUGUAGUACGUUUAGUUCGAAUACAUCAUCAUCCGGUAUAUAUAGUACAUUUUCUGAUGUUAGACAUGAAGAAGGUACAUCAACAUCAUCAGAAGACCUUGAUUUUAACCUUGGUUUUGAGCAAAUCAGUGAUAAUGAUGAUUUUGAAGUAGCUAAUCUUGAUGAAAUCGAUGAAUAUGAUGAAUAUGAACUAAAUGAAGGAGAUAAUCAACGAAUCUCAAAUAACAAUAGUGGUAGUACAGCAACAUUACUUGAUUUUGAUGAAUCGAAUUCAAAUGCAUAUAUGAAUAAAUUGGAAGGAUUUCUUCGUAAAUCUCUUAGUUCAACAACUAUUAAUGGUAAUGUUGAAAGUAAUAAUGAUGAUACAAUAACAGAUAACCAAAUAAAACAACAACAGUGUGGAUCAUUAUUAGAUGAGUCAAUCUACACAUUGUGUUCACCAGAUCGUUUUUCAGUAUAUAGUGAAAACGAUGAUUAUGAAAAAGAUACUGCGCCACCUGCUAUUACUACACGUUCCAAUUCAGUGGGCUUUGGUUUAUUAAAUAGAAAACCAGCUUUAUUGGAUAAACCAACAAAAAAAGUUGUUCGUUUCGCCGAUAUGUUGGUAUGUUUUGUGUAUCUUAUAAGCAGAUAA